Messenger RNA from Lolium rigidum, 1007 nucleotides. RefSeq names its product phosphatidylinositol transfer protein 3-like. Bases 1 to 717 code for a protein of 238 amino acids. The transcript has 5 exons. Lineage: Eukaryota; Viridiplantae; Streptophyta; Magnoliopsida; Poales; Poaceae. The record is from RefSeq and is a predicted model, not a curated record.
AUGGCGAGCGCAGGAGGGGAUGCAGGGGAAGGGGAGUGGCUCAAGGUCGCCGAGCUCAAGGCCAUGGCCGGAGCCCAGGACCCACAUGCCAAGGAGGUUGACAACCUGACGCUUCGGAGGUUCCUGCGCGCGCGCGACCAGAACGUGGGCAAGGCCUCGACGAUGCUGCUCAAGUUCGUGGCGUGGAGGCGGGAGGCCGUGCCGGACGGCGCCAUUCCGGCGGAGCAGGUGCGAUCGGACAUCGCCGACCAGAAGGUCUCCAUGGCCGGCGUCGACCGCACCGGCCGCCCCGUCAUGCUCGCCUUCCCCGCCAGGCACUACUCAGCCAAUCGCGACAUGGCCACCUUCAAGCGAUUUGUUGUGUAUCUGCUCGACAGCAUCUGUGCCAGGAUCCCUCGAGGGCAGGAGAAGUUUCUGUGCAUCGUGGAUCUGAAGGGGUGGGGGUACGCCAACUGCGACGUGCGGGCGUACAUUGCGGCCAUUGAGAUCAUGCAGAACUACUACCCAGAGCGGCUGGGCAAGGCGCUCAUGAUCCACGUUCCUUACCUCUUCAUGAAGGCCUGGAAUAUGGUGCAGCCCUUCAUCGACGCCAACACCAAGGACAAGUUCGUGUUCAUCGACGACAAGAACCUGGAGGAGAUGCUGAAGCGGGAGCUGGAGGAGAGCCAGGUCCCAGAGAUGUACGGCGGGAAGCUGACUCCUGUUCCCUUGAGUUAGGAUGAACAUCCCUGCACGGAAGGGAUUCCCAAGAGGGACAUCGAUCGACCUCUGAUUUGGUAUAGUUGUGAAAAAAUUCAGGGGUAUCGACCGAUCUCAUGCCAGCCAUGGUCUGUUCGCGGAGACUUGGUUCCUGUGUGGCCUUCUCGUCGGACUUCUUGUGGAUCGUGACCCUUUUUAGACUUUCUUAGCCAUGUACAAUGCAAGAUGAUUGGAGAGGUAUUUAGAAACACUAACAAAUAACCCAUGUGUUGCUAUGAAACUAAUUCAAAUUGCUAAGAUUAUUUAAA